AUGCCAGUAGCCAAUCCAGUUUGUUCACCUUUGAAGGAAUCUGACCCUCUUAUGGUUCUUCAAUUAAGGGAUGACCAAGGUCUCACCGUCUCUGGUUACUCAUUCGGGGCCCAAAAGUCCAUGAGCGGUGAGUUGGUCUUCCAGACAGGGAUGGUGGGUUAUGUUGAAUCUCUCACUGACCCUUCCUAUGAAGGUCAGAUCUUAGUUAUUACCUACCCAAUCGUUGGUAACUACGGUGUUCCAGAUGAAUCUGUCAUGGACGAAUUGUUACAAGAUAUUCCAAAAUACUUCGAGUCUAGCCGUGUUCACAUCUCCGGUUUGGUUGUUGCCAGUUACACCGAACAAUUCUCCCACUACUUGGCCAAAUCUUCCCUCGGUGCUUGGUUGCAAAGACAAGGUGUUCCUGCUAUCUACGGUGUUGACACCAGACAAUUGACUAAGCAUCUUAGAGACAAGGGUUCUACUUUGGGUAGACUUUGUUUACAAAACGACAUUUCUCAAAAAUUCAGCUUGAAGUCCUCCUUCUUCAAUGAAUGGGAAACCAAGUUCACUGUCCCUGAAUGGGUCGACCCAAAUUUGAAGAAUUUGGUCGCCAAAGUUUCUCUUAAGGAACCAAAACUUUAUAAACCAGCCCCAGAAACCGCCAUCAAGAAGGCCAACGGUAAAACCGUCAGAAUUCUUGCUAUUGAUGUUGGGAUGAAAUAUAACCAAAUCAGAUGUUUUGUCACCAGAGGUGUUGAAUUGAUGAUUGUUCCAUGGGAUUAUGACUUCCUUAAAGAAGAAUACGACGGUCUUUUCAUCUCUAACGGUCCAGGUGAUCCAUCUAUCUUGACUAAUGUUGUUGAUAACUUGCGUACUGCUUUGGAACAAGCUAAAACCCCAAUUUUCGGUAUCUGUCUUGGUCAUCAAUUGAUUGCUAGAGCUGCCGGUGCCUCCACCAUCAAAUUGAAAUUCGGUAACAGAGGUCAAAACAUUCCAGCUACUUCUACCAUUUCUGGAAGAUGUUACAUUACCUCCCAAAACCACGGUUAUGCUGUUGAUGCUAACACUUUACAAAACAACUGGAAGGAAUUGUUUGUUAACGCUAACGAUGGUUCUAACGAAGGUAUUUACAACACUGACUUGCCAUUCUUCUCGGUUCAAUUCCACCCUGAAUCUACCCCAGGUCCAAAAGAUACUGAAUUCCUUUUUGACACUUUUAUUCAAUCUGUCGUUAAGUUCCAAGAAACUAAGAAAUUGGAACCAGUUCAAUUCCCAGGUGGUUUGAUUGCUGAUAACAGAGCUGCUCACCCAGCUGUCAAGGUCAAAAAGGUCUUGGUCUUGGGUUCCGGUGGUUUGUCCAUUGGUCAAGCUGGUGAAUUCGAUUACUCUGGUUCUCAAGCUAUCAAGGCUUUGAAGGAAGAAGGUAUCUACACCGUCUUGAUUAACCCUAAUAUUGCUACCAUUCAAACUUCCCAAGGCUUGGCCGACAAGGUCUACUUCUUGCCAGUCAAUGCUGAAUUUGUUAGAAAGGUUAUCAAGUUGGAACAACCUGACGGUAUCUACUGUACCUUCGGUGGUCAAACAGCUCUUUCUGUCGGUAUUGAAUUGAAGGAUGAAUUCGAAUCUUUGGGAGUUAAGGUUCUUGGUACUCAAAUUGAAACUGUUAUCACCACUGAAGACAGAGAAUUGUUUGCCAACGCCAUGGAAGAAAUUGGAGAAAAAUGUGCCAAGUCUCACGCCACUUCUAACAUUCCAGAUUCUAUUGUCGCUGCUCAAGACAUUGGUUUCCCAGUCAUUGUUCGUGCUGCAUUCGCCCUUGGUGGCUUAGGUUCUGGUUUUGCUGAAAACGAAGAACAAUUGGUUGAAUUGUGUAACAAGGCCUUUGCUACUUCCCCACAAGUUCUUAUUGAACGUUCCAUGAAGGGCUGGAAGGAAAUUGAAUAUGAAGUUGUUAGAGAUGCUUUCGAUAACUGUAUUACCGUCUGUAAUAUGGAAAACUUUGAUCCUUUGGGUAUUCACACUGGUGAUUCUAUUGUUGUUGCCCCAUCCCAAACUUUGAGUGACGAUGACUACAACAUGUUGAGAACUACCGCUACCAAUGUUAUCAGACACUUGGGUGUUGUUGGUGAAUGUAACAUUCAAUAUGCUUUGAACCCAUUCUCCAAGGAAUACUGUAUCAUUGAAGUCAAUGCCAGAUUGUCCAGAUCUUCUGCCUUAGCCUCUAAGGCCACUGGUUACCCAUUGGCUUAUACUGCUGCUAAGUUGGGUUUGAAUAUCCCAUUGAAUGAAGUUACCAAUGAAGUCACCAAAUCUACCUGUUCUUGUUUCGAACCAUCAUUGGAUUACAUUGUUACCAAGAUUCCAAGAUGGGAUUUGAAGAAGUUUACCAGAGUUUCUACUGCUUUGUCUUCCUCCAUGAAGUCUGUUGGUGAAGUUAUGGCUAUUGGUAGAACUUUUGAAGAAUGUAUUCAAAAGGCUAUCAGAGAAACCGAUUACCAAAACUUGGGUUUCAACGCUACUAAUGCUUUGAUGUCUAUCGACAAUGAAUUGCAAACUCCAAGUGACCAAAGAUUGUUUGCUGUUGCUAAUGCUUUGUCUACUGGUUACUCUGUUGACAAGAUUUGGGAAAUGACCAAGAUUGACAAGUGGUUCUUGAACAAGUUGGCUAAAUUGAUCCAAGUUGGUGAAGAAAUUUCUGCCUACAGUGGUAAGGAUUUCCCAGUUGAAUUGUUGUUGAAUGCUAAACAAUUAGGUUUCGACGAUAGACAAAUCGCCAAAUUCUUGAACUCUAGUGAAAACGCUAUCAGAGAUGUUAGAGUUGAAAACGGUAUUUUCCCAGCUAUCAAGCAAAUUGAUACCGUUGCUGCUGAAUUCCCAUCCAGUACUAACUACUUGUACUUGACUUACAAUGCUAGCGCCCAUGAUGCUGACUUUGAAGGUACUAACUCUGGUUCCAUUAUUGUUUUGGGUUCUGGUGUUUACAGAAUUGGUUCUUCUGUUGAAUUUGAUUAUUGUUCUGUUACUACUGUCAGAACCUUGCGUAAACAAGGUAUGAAGACUAUCAUCAUCAACUACAACCCAGAAACCGUCUCUACCGAUUUUGAUGAAUCUGACUCUUUGUUCUUUGAAAACAUCAACAACGAAACUGUUUUGGAUAUCUACCACUUGACCAACUCUGGUGGUGUUGUUGUCUCUAUGGGUGGUCAAACUUCUAACAAUAUUGCUUUGAACUUGUACAGACAAAAUGUCAAGGUCCUCGGUACUUCUCCAGAAAUGAUUGAUGGUGCUGAAAAUAGAUACAAGUUCUCCAGAAUGUUGGACUCCAUUGGUAUUGAUCAACCAGCUUGGAAGGAAUUGACCUCUAUUGAUGAAGCUCAAGAUUUUGCCAAGAAGGUUUCUUACCCAGUUUUAGUUAGACCUUCUUAUGUGUUGUCUGGUGCUGCCAUGAACGUUUGUUACAGUGACGAAGAUUUGAAGAAGUACCUUAACGAAGCCGUUGCUGUUUCCAGAGACUAUCCUGUUGUUAUCACCAAGUUUAUUCAAGACUCUAAGGAAAUUGAAAUGGAUGCCGUUUCCAGAGAUGGUAAAUUGGUUAUGCACGUUGUUUCUGAACACGUUGAAAACGCUGGUGUUCACUCUGGUGAUGCUACUUUGGUUGUUCCACCACAAGACUUGUCUAAGCACACUGUUUCCAAGAUUGUCUAUGCUACUGCUAAGAUUGCUGAAGCUUUGAACAUCACUGGUCCAUUGAACAUUCAAUUUAUUGCUAAGGAUGAGGACAUCAAGGUUAUUGAAUGUAACGUUAGAGCUUCCAGAUCUUUCCCAUUUGUUUCCAAGAUUGUUGGUACUGAUUUGAUUGAAUUGGCCACCAAGGCUAUUGUUGGUAUCCCAUUCAAGGCUUAUCCAAACAAGAAACUUCCAGAACAAUACGUUGGUGUGAAGGUUCCUCAAUUCUCUUUUGCCAGAUUGUUGGGUGCUGAUCCUGUUUUGGGUGUUGAAAUGGCCUCUACUGGUGAAGUUGCUGCCAUUGGUAAGGACAAGUACGAUGCUUACUUGAAGGCUUACAUGGCUAGUGGUUUGGCUCUUCCAAAGAAGAACAUUUUGCUUUCUAUUGGUUCUUACAAGGAAAAACAAGAAUUGCUUCCUGCUAUCAAGACUAUUGUCAAGAUGGGUUACAACUUGUACGGUACUAGUGGUACCUUCAACUUUUACCAAGAACAUGGUGUUCCAAUUCAAUUCUUGGAAGUUAUGGACAAGGAAGAUGAAAGUGACCACAGUUUGAACAACUACUUGGCCAACAACUUGAUUGAUUUGUACAUUAACGUUCCAUCUAACAACAAGGUUAGAAGACCAGCCACUUAUGUUUCUAAGGGUUAUGUUUCUAGAAGAAUGGCUAUUGAUUAUUCUAUUCCAUUGGUCACCAACAACAAGGUUGCUAAGAUGUUGAUUAAUGCUAUUGCUAAGUAUCCAAACGAUUUGCCAGUUGGUGAAAUCGAUACUUUGAGAUCUUUCCCAGAAAUCUCUACUGCUGCCGAUGAUGAGUGGGAACAAGACGUCAGCACCUCUCCAGCUGCUAGAAGAUUCUCUUUCAACAAACCUGCUCCUAUCGCUAGUAAGGAUAUGUUUGAACAAUCUUUUGAAAAGGUUGAACAAGCUAUUGAUGAAUCUGACCUUGUUUCUCAACCAUUGCCAAAGGAAAUCAAGAUUGCUGGUCCAUUGGAACAAUAUAUCAGAGACAGCAACCCAUUCUUGAAGAAAUCAGUUGCCUCUGUCAAGCAAUUCAGCCGUUCUGACUUGCACACUUUGUUCACUGUUGCUGCUGAAAUGAGAUUGGCUGUUCAAAGAGAAGGCUCUAUUGACUUGUUGAAGGGUCGUCUUUUGACCACCAUGUUCUACGAACCAUCCACUAGAACUUCCACCUCAUUCAAUGCUGCUAUGCAAAGACUCGGUGGUAGAGUUGUUGAAGUCAAGGCUGGUUCUUCUUCUGUUAAGAAGGGUGAAUCUUUGAAGGAUACUAUUAUGACUUUGAGCUCUUACUCUGAUGCUAUUGUUUUGAGACACCCAGAAGCUUCAUCUAUUAACACUGCUACCAAGUUCUCUCAAGUUCCUGUUAUCAAUGCCGGUAAUGGUUCUGAAGAACACCCAACCCAAGCUUUCUUGGACUUGUUCACCAUUCGUGAAGAAUUGGGUAGUGUUAAUGGUAUCACUGUUACUUUUGUUGGUGAUUUGAAGUAUGGUAGAACUGUUCAUUCUUUGGUUGCCUUGUUGAAGCACUACCAAGUAAAGAUCAAUUUGGUUUGUCCAGAUGAAUUGCAAUUGCCAGAAGACAUUAGAUCCAGUAUCAUUACCAGAAACCAAUUGGGUAGCGAAUCUGAAAAAUUGACCAAGGAAAUCAUUGCUGAUUCUGACGUUUUGUACGUUACUAGAGUUCAACAAGAAAGAUUCACCUCCCAAGAAGAAUAUGAACGUCUUAAGAACAGUUAUGUUGUUGACAACAAGGUCUUGAGUCAUGCUAAGCAACAUAUGUGUGUGAUGCACCCAUUGCCACGCGUUAAUGAGAUUAAGGAAGAAGUUGACUUUGACCACAGAGCUGCUUACUUUAGACAAAUGAGAUAUGGCUUGUUCGUUCGUAUGGCUUUGUUGGCUCUUGUUAUUGGUGUUGACUACUGGUAA
This is a messenger RNA of Saccharomycopsis crataegensis, 5655 nucleotides long. RefSeq names its product bifunctional carbamoylphosphate synthetase/aspartate transcarbamylase (gene URA2). Gene Ontology annotation, molecular function: dihydroorotase activity; amino acid binding; metal ion binding. The transcript has a single exon. Gene Ontology annotation, biological process: UTP biosynthetic process; 'de novo' pyrimidine nucleobase biosynthetic process; L-citrulline biosynthetic process. The record is from RefSeq and is a predicted model, not a curated record. NCBI's taxonomy places the organism in Eukaryota, Fungi, Ascomycota, Saccharomycetes, Ascoideales, Saccharomycopsidaceae. Gene Ontology annotation, cellular component: cytoplasm; cytosol. The coding region runs from base 1 to 5655 and encodes 1884 amino acids.